UGAUGUUCUCACCAUAUAUAUAUUACCACACUCUUGGGAAAGACUACAUAUCCCUAUAUAUAUAUAUAUAUAUAUAUAUAUAUAUCUGUGUUUCUUGGGAGAGAUUUGAUUAGGGAUGAAGUUGAGUUUAUUGCGUUUAUGUGUUGUGUGGACUAUAUGGGUGAUGACGACGUUAUUAUUAUUAGAUUGUGAGCUGAGCGGGAGGCCAUGCGUAUUAGGUUGUAUGGAAGAUGAGAGAGCUGCGCUGCUUAACCUCAAAGCCGCCUUCAACUCCCUGAACGGAACUGCUCUUCCCUUGUGGCAUGCCAAUAGCCGAGACUGCUGCCGAUGGGAGGGAAUUAAGUGCGACAACAUUGCCAAUACUAUGCGGGUGACCGAACUCUACCUCAAUGGCACACGAGAUAAUGAUGAACUCUUGUUGCCGUGGUUGCUUGAUGCAUCCUUGUUCCUUCCUUUAGAGGAACUACAAGUACUCGACCUGAGCUCAACUGCCGGCCUCGCUGAUAUACACGCAGGUUUUACAAGUACCUUGAGACUGAAGAACCUACGAUCAUUAAAUUUAAAUGACAAUCUUUACCUGGAGCAACUUCCGAACUUGGAUGGGCUACCUUCUCUCACGGAGAUCUUUUUAAGUGCUAAUUCAUUUGAGAAUUUGAAUCAUCUUAAAGGGUUGAAACUGGAGACACUUGAUCUUGCCUUUAGUAAUCAUUUGAGCAGCGAGGAUGAGCUCUUGAUCAUCUGCAAUAUGACAUCUCUUAAACACCCGUCAAUCAGAGAGAAUAACCUGGAUGACUCAAUAUUUGAAGGUUUUACCAACACCUUAAGAUUGAAGAACCUACAAUCGCUAGAUUUAAGUGGCAAUGUUCUGAAGCAAGUUCCGAACUUGAAUGGACUACCUUGUCUCACGGAUUUAUAUUUAAGUGAUAAUUCACUGGAGCACUUGAAUCAUCUUAAAGGGUUGAAGCUGGAGACACUUGAGCUUUCGUGGAAUGAAAUGAGCCGUGAGGGUGAGCUCUCGGUCAUUUGGAAUAUGACAUCUCUUAAGCACUUAUCAAUCGGAUUUAAUCAUCUGAGUGACCCAAUAUUCGAAGGUAAAACAAGCUUGUGUGAAUUGAGGGGCCUUGAGGAGUUGGAUAUUAGUGGAAAUGCAUUCGCGGGCAGCAUCCCACCGUGCCUUUCCAACAUGACCUCCCUCUAUACACUCGGCCUUUCUUAUAAUCAUUUCAGGGGUGCCAUUCCACCUUCCCUCCUCUCCAGCCACAGGUCUCUUGAAUAUAUAUCUCUUUCUGGGAACGCUUUUGAAGGCUCGUUUUCACUUGCUUCAUUGGCUAAUAACUCUAAGCUCAAAGUGUUCGAUCUUAGAGACAACAGCCGUAGACUGAUAUUGGAAACCGGGGAGGCUCCACUUCCUUCGUCACAUCAGUUAGUCGACUUUCGCCUAUCAAACUGCAUUUUCGACAAACCGCAUGGCUUUGUUCCCAGUUUUCUAAUGCAGCAGCAUGACCUGGUAGUACUUGAACUCAGCUACACCAACUUAGGCGGACAGUUCCCGAGUUGGUUACUGGAGAAUAACACAAAGCUACAAGUCUUCAAUCUUAUGGGCAACUCUUUCUCUGGUAACUUAAACAGCUUGAAUUCCAGUCUCUUCAAUGAUGAAAUGCAGAAGAUCGAUGUGUCCUCCAAUUCUAUUGAAGGAGAGCUCCCUUCUUAUUUUGGUUCCAUCUUUCCAAGAUUAAAGUAUUUAAACAUGUCCAGGAAUUCCAUCAAAGGUAGAAUUCCUUCUUCACUUUGCCAGACGUCCCAAUGGUUGGUGUCUGUAGACUUGUCGAGUAACAAAUUCGUAGGAGAGCUACCGGAGCAACUAAUGCGUUGUCCAUCACUAUGGCACUUGCUUUUGUCAAACAAUAGUUUGAGUGACAAUCGGUCCUCUGCAGAGAUUUCAUCGAGGUUGCUCGAUAGCUCUCCCUUAUAUUUCUUAGACUUGAGCAGCAACAAAUUUUCGGGACCUAUACCAAAUUGGAUUGGAGGCUUUCAGGGAAUAGGUGUCCUUAUAUUGGCGGAUAAUUCCUUCAGGGGCACCUUGCCGUCGAGCUUUUGCAACCUGGAACUUAAGUACUUGGACCUCUCCGGUAAUGAUCUCGGUCCCAGCAUGCUUUCCUGUGUAAAUGCCUCAAGAAUAACACAUUUGCAUUUAGAAAGAAACAACCUUAGAGGACCAUUACCAGGGUUUCUUCAUGAUGCUUCAUCGAUGGUGACAUUAGAUCUUCGCGACAAUGCAUUGUCAGGUGUCAUUCCACCUUGGCUUGGUUCUCUCUCAGAAUUGAGGGCUCUCUUGUUGGCAGGAAAUAGUUUUGAAGGGCUAAUACCAGAGGAAUUGUGCCAACUUCGCAGUAUAAGUUUGAUGGAUCUCUCUCGCAAUCAUUUUUCUGGAAGGAUUCCUUCAUGUUUCGGUAAAUUGGCAUUUGGGAAUUAUUCACAAGCUUCUGAUGGAACAUUUCAAAUACCCAAUUCUGCUGCGAUGGAGGGAGUCACUAAACGUUAUGGUGAGAAAACACCCAUAUAUGUUGAAAUUAGUAUGUAUACUAUUGCGAACAGUCCUGAAGAAGUGGAGUUCACGUCAAAGUAUAGACAUGAAUCAUAUAAAGGUAUAGUGUUGGAACAAAUGUCUGCGCUAGACCUCUCUUGCAAUAAUCUGUCCGGGUCCAUUCCCCUCGAGGUUGGCUAUUUGGAUGAUAUCCAUUCCCUGAACCUCUCGUACAAUCAUCUGACUGGAUCGAUACUGGUUACAUUCUCUUAUUUAGACCAAUUAGAGAGCCUGGACCUCUCGCACAACGGCUUAAGUGGCGAGAUACCACGACCAUUGAUAGGUCUCUACCGCAUGUCGACAUUCAGCAUCGCUUACAACAACUUGUCUGGAAGGACACCGGAGCAGAAAUGGCAAUUUGCGACUUUCACAAGAGAGAGUUACAAAGGCAACCCAUACCUAUGCGGACCACCACUGGAAACAUGCAACAGUACGGAGGGAUCACCAUUAACACCACCACCCGCAGAGCAUCAAGAGGACUCUUUCAAAAUUGCCUUCGCAUGGAGCUUUGCGGGAUCAUAUGUCGUGGCAUUCCUCGGAACUGUCUUAUUCCUCUGUCUCAGCUCUUACUAUAGGACUCUCUUCUUUAAUUUCCUCUAUAGGCACGUCCCCUACUUUCAUUGACAGGCUUAUCUAUGUACUAAAUAAGAGAGAUUCCUGGUAUGGCCUCUCAUAUAUAUACGUGGGUCUUUUCUGCGUAAUUUUAUGUAUGUGAUGUUUCUUCCUUAUAAAGCAAAUAAGCAAUGCGAACCGUUAUGCGACU
Messenger RNA from Punica granatum (pomegranate), 3347 nucleotides. The record is from RefSeq and is a predicted model, not a curated record. NCBI's taxonomy places the organism in Eukaryota, Viridiplantae, Streptophyta, Magnoliopsida, Myrtales, Lythraceae.